AUUUGUAGUCCUCGUUUGGAACGAAAUAUCAUAACCGUGUCUUGUUCCUCUCUCUCGGAGGAAAAGGAAAAGAAAAAGUAAAAAGGAGAGAACGAAGGAAGAUCUCAGACAUGGAUGCGCUAGAUUCCGUCGUCGAUCCAUUGAGAGAGUUCGCUAAGGACAAGUAUCGCCUUGUCAAGCACUGCCACAAGCCAGAUGGAAAAGAAUUCACGAAGGUCACAUUUUGUAUGGCUGCCGGCUUCAUCGUGAUGGGAUUCGUUGGGUUCUUCAUGAACCUAAUCCUCAUCCCCAUCAACAACAUCAUCGUCGGAUCUAUUUAGGUAAACGUGGAGUUGUAAAGGAAGAAUGCAGGGAGUAUUCCAUUCACAUGGAUGAUUACGUAGGGGAAGGAUGCUGAACACUUCAGGCACUUGGUCUAUCUAUGCAUCUCAUUUUCUUAGCUAGACAGAGUUUGAGUUUUAUGGAUUAGGGAUUGGUUUCUCUUAAAGCUUUAUUUUUUGUUCUUAAUGAAGAUCUGCAACCUUGCGUAGA
Telopea speciosissima is the source of this 531-nucleotide messenger RNA. RefSeq names its product protein transport protein Sec61 subunit gamma-like. NCBI's taxonomy places the organism in Eukaryota, Viridiplantae, Streptophyta, Magnoliopsida, Proteales, Proteaceae. Gene Ontology annotation, molecular function: transmembrane protein transporter activity. Gene Ontology annotation, biological process: protein targeting; post-translational protein targeting to membrane, translocation. Bases 111 to 320 code for a protein of 69 amino acids. The record is from RefSeq and is a predicted model, not a curated record. The transcript has a single exon. Gene Ontology annotation, cellular component: membrane; Ssh1 translocon complex.